This is a messenger RNA of Ostreococcus tauri, 675 nucleotides long. RefSeq names its product Nucleotide-binding, alpha-beta plait. The record is from RefSeq and is a predicted model, not a curated record. Bases 1 to 675 code for a protein of 224 amino acids. The transcript has a single exon. NCBI's taxonomy places the organism in Eukaryota, Viridiplantae, Chlorophyta, Mamiellophyceae, Mamiellales, Bathycoccaceae.
AUGGCGACCAUGGAAUCGCUCACGGGGAGCGAGGCGUACGGCUUUGGGUUCGUCCCGCCCGUGAUCUCGGCGUUCGCGCGCGGUGGAUGGCGCCGGGGACGGGUGUUGAGCGCGACGGAUGUGCGCGCGCCCAUGGAUGGGGGUCCAGACGUCAUCGUGGACGACGUCGGCGCGGUGGCGAGCGCGGAGGAGACGGCGAUUCGACGGUUAAAUCGCGCGAUGAUGCGGGCGUGGCGAGACGGCGACGUGGACGCGAACGGGGGGUACGUCCCGGAGCCCGACGCGCCGUGGCGACGCGCGGCGUGCGACUUGGAGGGUGAUUUACGAACGCCGCGCGCGCGCGUCACCCCUCCAAGCGACGCCGCGCGCGCGCGCGAGCGACGGUGCGUGCACAGAAUCAUGGACAUGCUCGACGAGGAUCUCCCGGCGUGCGUGCCCGCGCUGAGCAUGAUGCAGCGUCUGGCGCCGAACCCGGAUGCGCUCGAAGCCUUCGUCGACGACAUGGAGCGUCGGUUCCGCGCGCGCGCGCUUCCGACGGUCGACGUCCUCGGACGACGGCUCGUGCACCGAUGGCGAUUGUUUCUCAUCGUCGCGAUCGUGGCGUCGGUGGGCGCGGGCGUGGGCGUCGUGCACGCGUCGCGCGCCGCGUACGCGCGCGUCUUCGCGCCGCGGUGA